This is a messenger RNA of Uranotaenia lowii, 1942 nucleotides long. RefSeq names its product proton-coupled amino acid transporter-like protein CG1139. Bases 251 to 1789 code for a protein of 512 amino acids. Gene Ontology annotation, molecular function: amino acid transmembrane transporter activity. Lineage: Eukaryota; Metazoa; Arthropoda; Insecta; Diptera; Culicidae. Gene Ontology annotation, cellular component: vacuolar membrane. The transcript is spliced from 5 exons. The record is from RefSeq and is a predicted model, not a curated record. Gene Ontology annotation, biological process: amino acid transmembrane transport.
AAUAUCAGCCAGUAAUUAUUCCAACUUUCUAGCCUCAGCGAGCGCGUUCAGUACUGUGAUAUCCGCCGGUGAUCGUGCGCGCGCGAAUUUUCUUAGAUAUCAACUGGUUAGCGAACGAUCGACCCGACCUGUCCUCGAGAAGCAAGACCGGGGGCACGUAUACUAGCUGCUACUCAUCAACGAUUCAAAUUUUCGCUCCUUGGACCGGCCGAGGUUUCGAACUAAUUGGGUGUGUGCGAUUUGGACGAAGAUGACGAUAACCGUGUCGCUGGAUGAGCGACAGCAAAAUGGCACCUCCAAUGGACAUCAUCAUCAUCAGCCUCCAACGGGUGGCACCGUCAAUAAUGGCUUUGUUCUGGAAGACCUGAACGGUAAAAAACCAAACGGAACCUCGGACCCGGAACAGCCGGACCAUUUUGGGCCGCACCAUGGCCACGAUCACCACUAUCACCUGCACCAUCAUCACAUCCGGGAGAAACCGGGCCACGACUACACCGACGAUGUUAUCACAACUCACGGGGUGCAACCUCACCACAAAACCACCUACCUGGAAACGAUGACCCACAUGCUGAAGGGAAACAUCGGAACCGGAUGCUACGCCAUGGGGGAUGCGUUCAAAAAUGGUGGCCUCGUGUUGGCAACGGUCCUGACGCUCUUCCUUGGGUUUGUUUGCGUUCACUGUCAGCACAUUCUGCUGAACUGUGCCGGCAAGGUUCACAGCGAGCAGCAAACGCAGCAGCAGGGCAAGGGACGGCCGCCAGAUUUCGCCGAAACCGUGGGCCUUUGCUUCAAGCGGGGACCUCCGAAGUUCCAGCGCUGGGCCAAGCCCAUGAAGAUGGCCGUCAACAUCUUCAUCUGCGUCACCCAGCUCGGGUUUUGCUGCAUUUACUUCGUGUUCAUAAGCUCGAAUUUUAAACAGAUUUUCGACCGGUACGGCCUGGAGAUGGGCGUCCAGUACCACAUGGCCUGUCUGCUGCCGCCGAUCAUUCUCACUUCGAUCAUCACCAAGCUGAAGUUCCUAUCGUACUGCUCGAUGCUGGCCAACGUAUUUAUGUCCCUCGGCAUCGGCAUCACGUUCUACUACGCCUCACAGGAGCUUCCGUCCCCAACCGAGCGGAACUACGUGGCCCAGUGGGACCAGCUUCCGCUGUUCUUCGGCACCGCCAUUUUUGCCUUCGAGGGGAUCGCACUGGUCCUGCCGCUGCAGAACGAAAUGAAAAAUCCACACGACUUCCGGAAACGAUUUGGGGUACUGAACAUCGGCAUGGUGUUCAUCGUGACACUUUUCACGGCUUUUGGAUUCGUCGGCUAUCUCAAGUGGGGCGAAGCCGUUGAAGGAAGCAUGACGCUGAAUCUACCGGAUAACGAAAUUCUGGCAGAAAGUGUCAAAGUGAUGAUCGCCCUGGGAGUUUUGCUCGGAUAUGCGUUGCAGUUCUUCGUUGCCAUAGUAAUCAUGUGGCCACCAAUGAAGUGCCGUUUGAACAUAACCAAGCACGAGACUCUAGCCGAGAUGGGCUUUCGAGUUGUGAUGGUUUUGGUAACAUUUACCGUUGCCGAAUGCGUUCCUAAGCUAAGUUUGUUCAUCUCGCUGAUCGGUGCGCUGUGUUCGACUGCGUUAGCUCUAGUUUUUCCGCCGAUCAUCGAACUGAUUGUAGCUUACAGCAAUCCGCAAGAAAAACCGAACACUUUCAUGAUAUUGAAAAACGUCUUCAUUCUGAUGUUGGCCAUGCUGGGAUUUUUCACCGGCAGCUACGAGAGCUUAUCGAAAAUCUUCCAGGAGCUUUUAUGAGUCAGAGAAUGUCAAUCGGUUGGCAAAUAUUCUCAACGAGAAACGGGUACCACUCUUAUUGUAGGUUUUAAAAGGACGUUGUUAUUGUAAGCUUUUAUUUAUGUUGUUACACUUUACUGUUACGAAAUAAACACGAAUCAUCGGAACGAACGG